CACUGGGUCAGGCUUGCGUAGUGGGGUAGCGCUAGGGGGGAGCCAGAGGAAGCUGCGCGCGCGCAACUCUGUGCAGACCUACCAGUGUGCCGAACACACGCGCUGUCAUGAGUGCAGCGCACGCGCCGCCGCGCCACUAGCGCCGAUGCCAAACCGCCGGCGACGGGCCCCAGGCUAGUGCUCAUCUGAACGUGUCUCGUUGGUUGCAGGGCGCUGACAUAUCGGACUGUGACUAUGAAGAGGAUCAAACUGUUGCUUGUGCUCGCUACGCUCCUCUUGAAGGAUGCAACAUGCGAGGCUCCAGUGGACUCAGCUUCGUUACCUUUAGAACAUCGAGCGGGCGGUGGAUACGGCCCACCGCUAGCACCAGCACACACAGAUGAUCCAUGGCCUUUAGCCACACCUGACAGUCCAAAGAUAAAACAUCUACAAGUGCAAUGUGAAAAAACUCACAUGCGAGUUAACAUAGAAUUUGACCGUCCAUUCUACGGCAUGAUCUUUUCCAAAGGAUUCUAUAGCGACCCUCAUUGCAUGCAUCUCAAACCAGGCACUGGACACUUGAGUGCUACUUUCGAAAUCUUCCUCAACAGUUGCGGUAUGUCGAGUUCCGCAAAUCACAACGUUGCGAGUUACGGGAGUCCGACACCCAGCGGUUCAUACGUCGAAAAUACGAUCAUUGUCCAAUACGACCCUUACGUCCAAGAAGUAUGGGAUCAGGCAAGAAAAUUGCGAUGCACGUGGUACGAUUUCUACGAGAAAGCAGUCACAUUUAGACCUUUCCAAGUGGAUAUGUUACACGCUGUUACAGCCAACUUUCUCGGAGAUAACCUGCAAUGCUGGAUGCAGAUUCAGGUCGGCAAGGGACCUUGGGCUUCAGAAGUGUCCGGCAUAGUAAAAAUAGGUCAGACGAUGACUAUGGUACUCGCGAUUAAAGACGACGAAAAUAAAUUUGAUAUGUUAGUCAGAAACUGCGUAGCUCAUGAUGGAAAACGAGCACCGAUACAGUUGGUUGAUCAAUACGGAUGCGUGGUGCGGCCUAAAAUCAUGAGUAAAUUCCAGAAAAUAAAGAAUUUCGGUCCUUCAGCAUCAGUGGUCUCGUUUGCUUAUUUCCAAGCAUUCAAAUUCCCUGAUUCGAUGAAUGUGCACUUCCAAUGCGUAAUUCAAGUUUGCCGAUACAAUUGUCCAGAACCAAAGUGUGGGCUCGGUGCCGAUUACGGUGCAUUGCUAGGUGGAAAUGCGCUUAGUGCAGGGGAAUACGGCUUACCAAAUUCACCUCAUUCCGAAUAUGGUCCACCGCCACCAGCACCACACGCUGAAUAUGGAGUGCCUCCAGCAUUCCCAGACCCGAGACAUCCUGCAGACGCAACUGGUUCCUUCUCCGAAAAACGAGAUGAUGCUGUACCGCCCCCGCAAGCACAAGUAUCUUCUACACCAAACGCACCUAGUCCUUCAUCACCCGCUCCUACAAGAGAAGACGACGAGGUCAAUCUUCCACCGCCGCCACCUCCAGGACGCCGCGGUGUUUACAACACAGUAAAGAGGAAAGAUGAAGGUCAUGGAAAUCUGGCUACAUUAGGAGGUCGCCCUCGCUCAGUGGAAGAUUUGCCAGAAAGAAUAGUUGGAGUUCGGCUCCGACGCGACACGUCGACCCCCACGCGUAUCUAUAAACGAGAUGCACAAGAAAUGACGGAUGUCAACACAAGUCGCACAAUCCAAGUAGUGGCACCAGGCGACGUCAACUUCGCAUUAAACAACGCUGCAGCCAAUGAAACCGUAGUCAUCCAGUCUCCAGCGAGUGAUCCCGAGACGAUAUGUAUGUCAGUGCCGUCGUUCGUGGCCGGUUUAGUCAUGUUGCUAUUAGUGUUGAUCGUAGCGUCUCUGGUCGCCGCAUUUCUUUUCGUGCGAGUGCGAGCGCUCGACAGGAAAGGCGCGCACGGGGCAACGGCUUACUAUGAGACAGAUUACGUGAAACACACUAACUAAUAAAACUUUGGUGCGGCAUGUGUGACGUGAGGACGUUCAAUAAACAUUUCUUGGAUCCAAAGAGCGUGCGCGCUUCGGCCCCGGCCGGACGGCGCGCGGCGUCGCGUCGAUAGCUCGACUUCGGCGGCGCAACGCUGUCGCGGUCGCGGUCGAACCUCAGCAAUAACGUGAUGUGUGACUUAUUUAUUUAGUUGUCUAGUGAGCGUGGUGUAUGUGUUCGACUGUUUGUAAAUUAUUUUACUCGUGUGUAAAGCACCCUGUAUCUGCCUUAUAGCCGAUACGUCUGUUGUAAUAUUGUAAAGAGUCGUAAGUAAGGAAAUAGUGUAAGUUAUAUACCUACCAAUAAAAAUCAUGUGUGAGAACUCUA
Messenger RNA from Manduca sexta (tobacco hornworm), 2350 nucleotides. RefSeq lists its product as uncharacterized. The transcript is spliced from 2 exons. The record is from RefSeq and is a predicted model, not a curated record. NCBI's taxonomy places the organism in Eukaryota, Metazoa, Arthropoda, Insecta, Lepidoptera, Sphingidae. Bases 235 to 1983 code for a protein of 582 amino acids.